CAUGUCUUCUGUUGCAGUUGUUGGUGCCGGAGUCAUUGGUCUCUCUUCAGCUGUUUCUAUCCUAGAGAGAGAUCCUACUAUCAAAGUUACGCUUAUAGCAGAUAAGUUCUCCCCCUAUACGACCAGCGAUGGCGCGGCUGGGCUUAUCAUGCCCUUUGUGAUGGGCUGUACACCCGUACACUUGCAAAGAAAGUGGUUUGAUGAAACUAUGAAAAAAUUACAAGAGCUAAUGAAGAGGAAGGAUGCUGGCCAAAGUUUGGGAAUCUAUAAGUUGAGUCUUGUCUAUCUCUCUGAUGACGAAAAUGAAGAGGAACCCCACUGGAAAGAUCUUGUUGAUGGUUAUCAUGUUCUUACUCAGAAAGAACUUCAGAAGUUUCCACAGUCAUCCAAAUUUGGUUUCUCCUGUAGAAUAAUGUUUUUGAAUGGAAGGCAUUACGAUCCAUGGCUUCUAGAAAGGUUUAAGCAUCUGGGUGGGUACAUUAUCAAGAAAACACUAGAUUCCUUGGAGGAGCUUGCAGGUGUCUAUGAUGUUGUUGUAAAUUGCUCUGGGAUGAGAGCAAAGGAAUUGGUGAAUGACUUUUCCAUGGAUCCUGUGAGAGGUCAAGUAUUGAGAGUGUUUGCACCAUGGAUAAAAGAGGCUUAUGCGCUGGAUACCAAGCACCUUCAGAAGCAGGAGAGAUACUGUUAUAUCCUUCCACAAGCAAACGGUGAAGUUGUUCUCGGAGGGACUGGGUAUCAUCAAACCUCGGACACAAAAAUAAGUGCCGAUGAUACUCGACACAUUCUGGAAGUGACAAGAGAACUAGUGCCUAGUCUCGCUCGAGCUCCAGUAUUGGAGGCCUGGGUUGGACUACGACCUGGUCGAUCAAGUGUCAGGCUUGAAAGAGAAGUUAUGAAAUUUAACAAAAAUCUGGGAAAUGAAAAAACUCUGAAAGUUGUCCAUAAUUAUGGUCACGGAGGUGGAGGACUCACAGUACACUGGGGUUGUGCCAAGGACUGUAUGGACUUAGUUUUUCAAUUUCUGGCAGAGGAGCACAAGUCAAAACUUUGAAAAUCAAAGAUGUUGAAGUUAAAGUGCACUUUGACGAGAUGUUGUGCGUUCGUUUAUACCUCAUCAUUACGCUUUAGAAUACACAAAUUCAAAAUAAAAAGCACUUUUUACUUUUAUCAAGUGUAAAUUAAGCGAUAUUCACGAAUUGAUAAAUUUUGACAGCUGACUGAGAGAGAUUAAUUUGGGUACCGAAUGAUGUUAAAAAUGUACUAGGCCUAUAUGUUACAAAGCAGGAAUCUCAGUCCGUUCGGACACCAUCAACUGAUAGUUCAGGAUAGUGUCAUAUUCAAACGAGUGUCGGAAGUAGUACGUGUUUGUUUUGUUUUACUUCAUUUCGCUGUCGAUCCCUACUAACCAAAUAAAUGCAAUAUUUAAAUCUA
Molecule: messenger RNA, 1431 nt
Organism: Stylophora pistillata
Lineage: Eukaryota; Metazoa; Cnidaria; Anthozoa; Scleractinia; Pocilloporidae
Product: D-aspartate oxidase
Biological process (GO): D-amino acid catabolic process
Cellular component (GO): cytoplasm
Molecular function (GO): FAD binding; D-amino-acid oxidase activity
Source: RefSeq, a predicted model, not a curated record